GGCAUCUCUCUGAUAUUUACCAGUGCAGACUCGUAAGGCGCAGCGCUGGUUGCGUCGUAGUUCAGCGCAUGGCAAAGGGGACCAGGAAUGGUUGGGGAAGACGAUUUGUUCACUCCGUUUGCUCAGAGAAUAGAAAAUGAAAACUGAAGGACUCCCGAGGCGGUGCGAUGGUUUGACAUUUUAGAGGAGGAAGAACCUUUUUUCAACGUGGGCGCGUGCAGACGGAUGGGAUUUAGAGAUGCCAACCAAGAAGCCAGGGGCACUAGAGGAGGGUGGGUUGUUAAAAUAUGAAUGGUCCGUCCUUCUUUCAUAAAUUUUUAGUCCAAACGAUACAUAAUUUAAAUUGUCUAGCCAUAUCUCUACCUAUCAAAGGUACUCGAAGCUUUUGUUGGCACAUGGAUGGAUGGCUUUAGCACGAAGGUAAACAAAGAGAGUCAAUGUAACUUUGUAUAGGUCACGUGUGAUCGCAACAUCAUAUCAAGUCACUCAUAUCGACUUUAAGACGAGGACUUUGACGUGCGCUCUCGUGGAACUCCAGGUGCGCUCCAUGUUCUGUUCAGGACACACCGGUACCGGCGGGACCUAAAGCACAGCCGGGACUUGAUAGCAGCGUCGGGGCUGUGUGGCCAGUGAUGCCGGACACAUUCACUCUCAUACAGAACCGGACAGAGCCACGGCUGGGGCAGCUCGAGCACACACUGGCCACAGACGGGAGCAGCCGCCCCGCCUGGGUCAUAGGAAUCCUGGCCAGUGUGCUGAUCUUCACCACGGUGGUGGACGUGCUGGGGAACCUGCUGGUGAUCAUCUCGGUGUUCAGGAACCGUAAACUGAGGAACUCUGGAAAUGUGUUUGUGGUGAGUUUGGCGUUCGCUGACCUUGUGGUAGCCUUUUACCCCUACCCUUUGGUUCUCUAUGCUCUCUUUCAUGAUGGAUGGGCACUGGGAAACACACAAUGCAUGGUCAGUGGUUUCCUCAUGGGGCUGAGCGUCAUCGGCUCCAUUUUCAACAUCACUGGAAUUGCAGUGAACAGAUACUGCUACAUCUGUCACUCAUUCUCCUACAGUCGGCUGUACAGCUAUCGUAACACUCUGCUGUUUGUUGCCUUAAUAUGGGUGCUCACAAUAGUGGCAAUUAUCCCCAAUUUCUUCGUCGGAUCCCUGCGCUACGACCCGCGGGUCUACUCCUGUACCUUUGCCCAGAAUGUCAGCAGUUCGUACACGGUGGCUGUAGUGGUGGUCCACUUCCUAGUUCCUAUUGCCGUGGUUACCUUCUGUUAUCUACGCAUCUGGGUGCUUGUGAUUCAGGUGCGACGUAAGGUAAAGACAGAAGAGAGCCCUCGCCUCAGACCGAGUGACCUGCGUAAUUUCAUUACCAUGUUUGUUGUCUUCGUGUUGUUCGCCAUCUGCUGGGCUCCACUAAACCUGAUCGGCUUGGCGGUGGCCAUAGAUCCAACACGUGUAGCUCCCCUCAUCCCCGAGUGGCUUUUUGUUGUCAGCUACUUCAUGGCCUACUUCAAUAGCUGUCUGAACGCCAUCAUCUAUGGCCUUCUCAACAGGAAUUUUAGGAACGAGUACAAACGCAUCGUCACCUCCGUCUGGGUGACGCGGCUCUUUGUGACAGAGACUUCGCGAGCCGCUACAGACGGCAGGAGCAUGAAGAGCAAGCAAUCACCACCCCCGCCGCUCAACAACAACGAGUCACUGAGAGAUCGCAUCAACAAAGAACAAAAUCUAGACUCCUAAGUCUGUGAAAUGGUUAUUACUGUUUUUAUGAGACAUUCAGACAAGUGGGCAGCUAAAGGAGUAUCAAGCAAAAGAGAUAAAACUGUAACACAUGGCUGGGUUUUCUAAUGGAUGACAUGGUGCGAAUUGUUAACAUCGAAGAACUUUUUUUAAUAUAAUGGAAAACUGUUUAAAGUUAUGUAAUAAAUACCUAUGAGUUGCAAGUUUAUUGUUUUUUGCUAAAGUGCUUUGCUUAAGUGUUUAAUAAGGAGUUUCCUCUGUGUUGUAAGCAUUAACAGAGCCAACGUUUUAGCGAUGCUGUGUCCUCAGGAGCCAUGCAUUGCAGUUUUAUUUUGCUCUUACGCUAUAAACAACCUGAAUGGUACAUUCUUAAUUCAAGGGGUGAAAAAUGCUUUUGUAGACUCCCAGACAUAUCUCACAACACAAGGUAACCACUGUUAAACACUCACCUCUCUUUAGUAACUAUGUAAGCCUCAAAAAGUUAAACCUGCCUCGACUCGACUGAAGAAGAGAAAAGGUAGAAAAGGAGAUAAGGUCGAUCUGUCUGUUGUGUAAAAUACCAGUCUGAUGAGAUUUUACAAGACGGUGAUGUAAGAUGGUCUGAACUGACAUGUUUACGGAGUGGCAGGAUUAGCCACCAGGUCUGACACUCUUGCACUGCAAACAAAAACUUAGUAAUGAACUUAGUAUCUUUA
Messenger RNA from Labrus bergylta (ballan wrasse), 2437 nucleotides. It is a transcript of the gene mtnr1bb, whose product is annotated as melatonin receptor 1Bb. Gene Ontology annotation, biological process: G protein-coupled receptor signaling pathway. The record is from RefSeq and is a predicted model, not a curated record. Gene Ontology annotation, molecular function: melatonin receptor activity. Gene Ontology annotation, cellular component: plasma membrane. Lineage: Eukaryota; Metazoa; Chordata; Actinopteri; Labriformes; Labridae.